Molecule: messenger RNA, 1267 nt
Organism: Tripterygium wilfordii
Lineage: Eukaryota; Viridiplantae; Streptophyta; Magnoliopsida; Celastrales; Celastraceae
Product: GRF1-interacting factor 2-like
Exons: 4
Coding region: 350-982 (210 amino acids)
Biological process (GO): positive regulation of transcription by RNA polymerase II; cell population proliferation; leaf development
Cellular component (GO): nucleus
Molecular function (GO): transcription coactivator activity
Source: RefSeq, a predicted model, not a curated record
CGUUUCCGUUAUUGUUCUCUUGACUAACCAAACAUAACGUUAAAGAAUUGCUGAGCCUCGGAUCUGUUUUUACCCUAUACACCAUUUUCUAUAUAUAAAAGAAAAAAAGAUUUUUUUUUCCUGUGAUCUUAAAUUUCCAGAAACCUCGUCGACAUCAAAGAUCUCACUCUCAGUCUUUGUCUUCACUCACACACCUUCUCAAGCAAGUUACCGACUUUAUCUUUCCACUCGCACACCUUCUCAAGCAAGUUACCAACUUUAUCUUUCCAUAUCUAUAUAUUGGAUAAACAUAUAUAUUUUGGGGGUUUAAGCUUAGGGUUUUUGGGAGCAACACAAAAGUAAACAGAAGAUGCAGCAGACUCCGCAGAUGAUCCCGGGGGUGCCUUCAUUUCCACCUUCAAACGUCACUACCGAGCAGAUUCAGAAGUUUCUUGAUGAGAAUAAAAAGUUGAUUCUGGCAAUAUUGGACCAUCAAAACCAUGGGAAACAUGUUGAGUGUGCCCAGUAUCAAGCUCAGCUUCAGAAAAAUUUGAUGCAGCUAGCCGCGAUUGCUGAUGCACAACCACCAGCGCAAACAUUGCCAACUCAGAUGUCACCACAUCCUGCUAUGCAACAGGGAGGAUUUUACAUGCAACAUCCUCAGGCAUUGGCAAUGGCUCAGCAGCACGGUGUUUUUUCCUCAAAGAUGCCAUUACAAUUUAAUAAUCCACAUCACAUACAUGAUCCACAACAGCUACAUCAGCAGCAGCAGCAGCAGCAAGCCUUCCAGAUGCAAAUGGGAAUGAGACCUGUAGGCCCCCCCAACAAUGGCAUGAAUCCCAUGCAUUCUGAAGCCACACUUGGAGGUGGUAGUGGCGUUGGCCCCACUUCAACUGCAGGACCGAAUGAUAUGCGUGGUGGAAGCACCGACACGGGGACAACUGGCACUGAUGGUCAUGGGAACUCCGCUGCUGGGCAUGGUGGUGAUGGAAACUCCCACUAGAAGGGAACUCCGCUGCUGUGGCUGUUUAUAGUAGGCCUCUCUUACCAUAGGACUGGCAUUGCUGUAGUGAUAUUUUAAUUCCUUGAGUUUAGGAUUGGCAGGUCUGCUGUUGUUUCCUUUUAGCUUCAAUAGAUUAGUCAGGUUUCAUAGCUCUUAGCUAGCCAAUGCAGGGAACUGAUGGGAAAAAGUUUUGAGUGUCUUGUAGAAUGGGAAAGAGGAAGCUUGUGGUCUGAUCUUGUAUGUUUAAAGCUAGCAAUUAUAUGCAGUCUGAGAGUGUUUGUCUUA